Acanthamoeba castellanii str. Neff is the source of this 717-nucleotide messenger RNA. Its product is annotated as hydrolase, NUDIX domain containing protein. Gene Ontology annotation, biological process: NAD+ catabolic process; NADP+ catabolic process. Gene Ontology annotation, molecular function: NADH pyrophosphatase activity. The transcript has 5 exons. The record is from RefSeq and is a predicted model, not a curated record. Lineage: Eukaryota; Discosea; Longamoebia; Acanthamoebidae. Gene Ontology annotation, cellular component: cytosol. Bases 1 to 717 code for a protein of 238 amino acids.
AUGAAGAAGCCGCGGGUGCAGAUUGGCGUCGUAGUCCUCAUCGAAGCGCACGACCACGAUGGAACGAAGGUGCUGGUAACCAGACGAAGGAACGAUGCGUUCAUCUUCCCCUCAGUGUGGGUGCUGCCGGGCGGCCACGCCGAGAAGGGCGAAUCCCUGCUGCACGCCGGCAAGCGCGAGGUCGAAGAGGAGACCGGUGUGGUGCUGGCGGACGAGGAUAUGCGGUUGUGCGGGCUGUGGGAGUCGUGCUAUCCGGCGCAGGUGGACCACGGCCCGAUGAAGAAGCACCACCUGGUCGUCUUCUACCGCGCCAUCGUCCACAAGCCCACCACCGACCUCUCCCUCCACCUCCAAGAGGAGGAGGUGGACGGCGCGUGCUGGAUGAGCAUGGCGAAGCUUGCGGAGUGGAUUGAGGUGGAGGAGACGAAGGAGAAGGUGCUGGCCGAGAUCCGCCGAGAGCGCGGGCAGAGCAGCCAGCGCGACUACUUUGCGCCCGAGGUGCUGGCGGCCUUCAAGCAGCGCAUUCCAGGCGACCACGGCGGCGGCGAUGGCGGUGGCGAGGCCGAUCGGCAGCUGGUGUCGAUCCGCUUCAAUCACCAACCGGGUCAGGAGCGGAAGCAGCUGGGUCCGCACAGCUACGACAUGCGGGAGGAGUGGCUCGCGCUGGGCCACCGCUUCGUACUCAAGCACCUGCUCGACGAGGUCGCACGGUUAUAG